GUCCUGUCGAAUGAGCCUAACCAUUACUGCCCCUUCUGUCCGUACGCAAAAUGUUGCCAACCAAGGUUGCCCUGGCUGGCGCCACUGGGAAUCUAGGAAUCGUGGUUCUCGAAGCUGUGCUCUCCGCAGAUCUACCUCUGACGGUCCUUACACGAAUUGGGGGGAAUUCGGCCAAAUUGGCCAAGUAUCGAAAUCUCGAGAUCAAAGAGGUGGAUUUCAGCGACAUUGACUCCAUGAGACAAGCACUGGAUGGGAUCACGGUGGUCGUUUCAUGUCUUGCGACCCUGGCUAUUGGCUCGCAAAACGCGCUCAUUGAUGCAUCCUCCGCCGCUGGGGUGAGGCGCUUUAUACCCGCUGAGUUUGGAAUGGAUUCUCUCAACCAAUUGUGUAGAGAGUUGCCAGUGUGUCAGCCAAAGGCUGCGACGCAGAAAUACCUUGAAGAGAAAUCUCAAAAGAACCCGACGUUCACGUGGACCGGGAUUGCUAACGGGUUGUUCCUCGACUGGGGUUUGCGAGAAGACUUCAUUCUCAAUCUCUCGAAACACAAUGCAACAUUGUUCAACGGUGGGGAUGUUCCGUUCAGUGCCACAAAUCUGGAGGAUGUCGCAACGGCAGUAUUAGGUGUCAUCAAAAACCAGGAGCAAACCGCAAAUCGGUUGAUCUACAUCCAAUCAACCGUCACAACACAAAAUCAAUUACUUCGAUAUGCUAAAGACAUAGACGGCCAGGAAUGGUCUUGCAACUAUCGAGACACCAGGGAUAUCAUGCAGGAGAGCUUGCACAAACUUGCCAACGGCGAGGAGCAAGCGGCAAUGGAUGGUUUCUGUGUCGUAGCCAUGUUUGAUCCUUGUUAUGGAGGAGACUUUUCAGGUCAUCUGGACAAUGCGCUGGUGGGCCUUGGAAGUCUUGAUGAGGCUGGUGUAAGGGCAGUAGUAGCCGGAAUCCUAUCAGAAGCAUAGAAGACUCGGAGACGGAUAUAUGUAUAUGUUGAGUAAGAUCAAAGUGAGAGACGAAAAGAGAUUAAAGCC
Molecule: messenger RNA, 1028 nt
Organism: Exophiala mesophila
Lineage: Eukaryota; Fungi; Ascomycota; Eurotiomycetes; Chaetothyriales; Herpotrichiellaceae
Exons: 1
Coding region: 51-959 (302 amino acids)
Molecular function (GO): oxidoreductase activity
Source: RefSeq, a predicted model, not a curated record